UCUCCCUCUCUCCACCCAUUCGAGGAAGAAGAAGAAUGGAGAAGCAGAAUACUCCUCCCCGAAUCUCCUUUCACAACUUCACCGUCGGGCCCUGAAAGGAAAAAAAGAGAGAAAAGGAAUAAGCGGACUUCAUGGAUUCUUAAGGAUUGGAGAGUCUGGUGGGUAAUGUGGAGAGCGCUCUGGUUUUGUUUAUUGAAUCACUAUGGCCUCGGAUUCUUCUGCUCAAGGAGUUGCACAGGAUCUGUCAAACUGCGGUAACUUAAAUAUAGACGAAAAGAGAAAGCUUGUCUACGAUAUAUCAGAAUGGCCAGAGGGUGCUACGGAAGUGCUACAGGCAUGGAGUCGUCAGGAGAUAUUACAAAUUUUAUGUGUAGAGAUGGGGAAAGAAAGGAAAUACACUGGCCUGACAAAAGUAAAGAUUAUAGAGCACCUACUAAAGGUUGUUUCUGAAAAUAAAUCAGGAGGAGGUGAGGUUGUAGCUGACCUUAAACCUCAGCCAUCCACUACAUCUGGCCAAAGAAUUACGAAAAGGCAGAGAAAAUUUGAGAAUCCAUCUCGACUACCUGGUCCAGAAACCGGUUCUCCCAUCAAUAGUAGUGGUAGUGAAUUAGCAAAUACUAUAUUCUGCAAAAACUCAGCUUGCAGAGCUACCUUGAAUCGAGAAGAUGCAUUUUGCAAGAGGUGUUCUUGUUGCAUAUGUUAUCAUUAUGAUGAUAACAAGGAUCCUAGCCUAUGGUUGGUUUGCUGCUCGGAUCCUCCAUUCCUGGGUAAAUCCUGUGGCAUGUCGUGCCACCUUGAUUGUGCUUUUAAGCAUAAGCGUUCUGGUAUUGGAAAAGAGGGACGACACAUGGGAAUCGAUGGGAGCUUUUAUUGUGUAUCUUGUGGUAAAGUGAAUGAUUUGCUCGGCUCCUGGCGAAAGCAACUAUUGAUAGCAAAGGAUACCAGACGGGUGGAUAUACUGUGCUAUCGUGUGUCCUUGAGUCAUAAGCUUCUCAAACGAACUGAGAAUUAUCAAAAGCUUCACAAGAUUGUGGAUGAAGCUGUGAAGAAGCUUGAAGCUGAAUUGGGUCUAUUAACUGGCUUACCCAAUAAGAUGGGUCGUGGUAUUGUUAAUAGGCUUUCGUCUGGACCAGAGGUUCAAAGACUUUGUGCAUUUGCUGUGGAGUCCCUGGAUUCAUUACUUUCCAAUUCAACAUUCCAUUCAUUGCACGAUCCCAAAAUACAAGAUUUAGAUUUGAUUGAUCCAGAUGUGAUCAGAUUUGAGGAUAUCCAAGCUACGUCCCUCAACGUAAUUUUGGGUUCUGUAGAUCCUACUGCCAAAAGCUUGGUUGGUUACAGGUUGUGGCAUUGUAAGGCUCAAGAUAUGAAUUAUCCAGCAGAACCAACUUGCCCACUGUUACCACCGAAGACAAAUUUUUUUGUCACAGGACUAAGUCCAGCGACAGAAUACUGCUUUAAAGUCACUUCAUUUGAUGGUUCAAGACAUCUUGGCAUGUGUGAAGUACGGGUCUCCACAAAUACUGGUAGGAAUGAAGUUCCAAACUUUUCAUUGACAGAGCGGAGUCAAAGCCCCGCAACCAACUACAGUGGACUUUCUAAUCCAUCUUCAGUGGAAGAUGAAACUAAUAACGUUACUCCCUUUAGUGAUCAAGAUGAUAACCGGUCAGACGCUUACCGUAAUCAAUUGGAGGACACUGAAAAGUCUACUUCUGCUAAUUUAUCAAAUGGUGUUAUCACCUGCAAUAGCAUCGGGAGAAGACCUACAGAAGCCAGUACAGUUUCUUUGCUGGAUGAGGAACAUGUGGCCUCCAUAUUUAAUUCCAACAUCCUAAAACCUGAGUGCAAGCAAUCACCUGAAUGCCAAAUUAUUGAAGACAUCAGAACUGGUAAUGGGUCCAAUUUCCCCAUUCGAACUGGAAUGGAAUGUGUGCCCUUUGUUAAUAGCUCAGAUACCUGCUUGCCCAUCACUCCAUGCAAAUUGGAAACACUUAAAGAUGGGUUAGGAAGGAACGUAAAAUCCAACUCCAGCAGCAAGGAUUUGAAAAUUGGGGCUGGGAAAGGAGAGGAACCCCAAGAUGGCAGUACAUCAAAGAAGAGAAGGGGGGAUAGGCAAGAUGAGAAGUGUGUGGCAAAUGGUGUUUCAGAUAGGGACUUUGAGUAUUAUGUGAAGGUUAUAAGAUGGUUAGAGUGUGAGGGACACAUCGAACAGUCCUUUAGACAAAAAUUUCUAACUUGGUAUAGCUUGAGAGCAACACCUCAGGAGGUGAGGAUUGUGAAGGUGUUUGUGGAUACUUUUGUUGAAGAUCCAGCAUCUCUUGCAGGGCAACUAAUAGACACCUUUUCAGAAAGCAUUUCAAGCAAGUCAUCUGUUGUGCCCAGUGGGUUCUGCAUGAAACUUUGGCAUUGACCAUAAUCUCAAAGUUAUUAUCGAGUUUUGUGAAGGUUUUAUGGACAUAUGAGCUAAAAUUCAGGGGGAAAUUUAUUUGGUGUUGCUUGAGAGCAAACUACAGGCGGUGAAAAACGUACAACUUGUGGUUACCUUUGCACAAAGCAGGAAGUCUUUUGUCGUGCGGCUCGUGCCUAAGUGGGUUCUGCAUGGAGCUUGGACAUCGACUCUACAAGGUUAUUACUGUACAGUUUUGUGAAGUUUUUUGUAUAAACCUAUUCAGGGUUUAUUCAGAAGUAAGUCUCAAGAGCUCCCAACACCUUUGGCAUAUAGUCUAUCACCAUUUAUCAUAAUCCCCAUUUGCCCAAUCUUAUUCACAAAAUAUCAGAUAUUUCAUUCUUACUCUAAUUUAAUAUCUUCUUCAUUCAUUUAUAUGUUUGUAUUAGUAAAUUCUUUGGGCCUAUUCUGUUCAGACAUAACUUAGCACUGCAUAUUGAUCAUUAUAACCAAUUAAUAAUGGUUUCAUGCUCUAA
Molecule: messenger RNA, 2919 nt
Organism: Argentina anserina (silverweed cinquefoil)
Lineage: Eukaryota; Viridiplantae; Streptophyta; Magnoliopsida; Rosales; Rosaceae
Product: VIN3-like protein 2
Exons: 5
Coding region: 203-2407 (734 amino acids)
Biological process (GO): vernalization response; epigenetic regulation of gene expression
Molecular function (GO): protein binding
Source: RefSeq, a predicted model, not a curated record